AAUACCAAAGACAGCCUUUUAUUAGAUGAUGCAGCUCUGAGAGAAUGCAAGUACACUCAGCAGCUGACCCCAGUGUACUUGCUGAAGGCUGGCUUUGACUCAUGUGGGGUUCAGUAUAAAGGUGGUGCUUAUAUCCUAGAUGUGCAGGUGGACUACUACUCCAGCAGUCUCUCACGGGCCGUCUCCCGCACCUUCAAAGUUAGCUGCUCGCAGCCUCAAGCUGAUAAUCCACUGCAGACAGCAUUUAUUUCAGGGGUAACAAAUUGUACACCAGAUUUUAUGGAGGCCCAAACAGUCCAGUUGAUACCAAGCUUUGACAGUGUGGGAGAUGGCACAUGGCAUGUUCAAGUUAAAGGUCCCAAAGGUUUUAUGAUGAGCCUGAAUGCUGCUCAGUCCAAUGGUUAUACAUUUUACACUAAAGACGCCUUUGUGGUGGCAAGGGUCCGCUUUAAUGCAAAAGGAAUUCAGAAGCUGGCAAGUGUACCAGGAGGCCAGACUCUGUACUUGGCAGAUUUUUCCCUGGAGUACUUGUAUCCAGAUGGGAAGAUUACAAUAAGCUUUGUACUAGUCUGUGUGCCUAGAGCAGUAACCUGUGGCCAAUCUGGAAUGAACAUAAUCCUUCCCACACAGAACUUAAAAUUCCAAAAAGUGAAAAUUGGCAGUCAAGUGUACACUUCCCGCCCUGCACCUACUUCCAUCACCCUUGUAGUAGUGUCCAACUUUGUGAGAAUAGCUGUACCAUUUACCCAUCCUUUGAUGUCGAACAAGCGUUGUCCUGGUGGAAUGAUGCGGGUUUUGCCAACCACCUCGAUUACACUCUCUUACAAAAGUAUAAAGGUGGAUAUGAUGAUCAACCCCACCUGUCCCUGUCAGCGCAAAGGUCAAACUGUAGUAUCACUCUGCCAGAAUGGAUUGAUGUCCUUUGAAGUGAAUAGUAAUGCUACACAACCAGCCUUGAACUUGACUUCUGCACAGUUGCUGGAUCCUUCCUGCCAGCCCUCUGUGGUCUCUGCUACUGGGCUCAUGUAUAGCUUUCCUUUGACAAGCUGUGGUACCACCAUUAAGAUGCUGGGUGGCCACCUUGUUUAUGAGAAUGAAGUGCGUGUGAUGCCACAAACUGAGCUGGGCAUUAUUACUAGGGACAGUGAAUUCAUCUUGACCGUGCUGUGCUACUACAAUGACACUGCUGACAGGAGCCUGUCCUUGACUGUUCUGACCAAUGCACCACCUGCCCCUGCUAUAAACCAAGGAAAUCUCACUGUAGUUCUCCGGGCAUAUCCAGAUGAAAUGUUUCAGAUACCCUAUAGAGACCAGGACUACCCAGUUGUGAAAUACCUGAGGGAUCCCAUCUAUCUGGAGGUGCAAGUCCUGAACAGACAAGACCCUAACAUUGAGCUUGUACUGGAGAACUGCUGGGCCACUGCCUCUCCCAAUCCAAUCUCUCUACCUCGUUGGGCUGUCAUUGCUGCUGGCUGUGCAUAUGGAGGAGAUGAAUACCCAACAGUGAUGCACCCCAUGUCCGACUUCACUGGAAUCCAGUUCCCCAGUCACUACAAGAGGUUUGAUGUAAAGGCUUUUGCUUUUGUGUCCAGUGGAGCUGCCCUGAGUAGUGCGGUCUAUUUCCACUGCAGCGCAUUGAUCUGUGAUAUUGCCAACCCAGACUCUACAGCCUGUGCUAGCAUCUGCCCGGUUACACAACCCCUUCGCUUCAGAAGAAGCUCUUCUGGAGGGCAGGAUCCUGCUAUUCUGGGUGAAGUGGUGAGCAGCUUGCCAGGUCCUGUAGCUGUAAUGAAGAAAAGCCUCACCAAAGCUGGUGUGAUCACCACAGACUCCUCUUCAAAGCCAGUGAAGGUGCAGACUGGCCAGCCCCUCUGGACUACUCUCCUGGUGGUUGGUGUGAUCCUUGUGAUGGCUACCUUAGCUGUUGCUUGUCUUGCAUUUCGACUUCAAAGGAACAAGUUGCUUUAAUAAAGCUUUUCUAUUGUA
Polypterus senegalus (gray bichir) is the source of this 1986-nucleotide messenger RNA. RefSeq names its product zona pellucida sperm-binding protein 2-like. Gene Ontology annotation, cellular component: egg coat. Gene Ontology annotation, molecular function: structural constituent of egg coat; acrosin binding. The record is from RefSeq and is a predicted model, not a curated record. The transcript has 15 exons. Gene Ontology annotation, biological process: binding of sperm to zona pellucida; prevention of polyspermy. NCBI's taxonomy places the organism in Eukaryota, Metazoa, Chordata, Cladistia, Polypteriformes, Polypteridae. Bases 280 to 1968 code for a protein of 562 amino acids.